This is a messenger RNA of Nicotiana attenuata, 3003 nucleotides long. RefSeq lists its product as uncharacterized. Bases 1 to 3003 code for a protein of 1000 amino acids. The transcript is spliced from 5 exons. NCBI's taxonomy places the organism in Eukaryota, Viridiplantae, Streptophyta, Magnoliopsida, Solanales, Solanaceae. The record is from RefSeq and is a predicted model, not a curated record.
AUGGUCAGUAGUUUUCUUUCUAAAGAAAACUCCAACGUGUUAGCUAUCCCUUCUUUUAGGGUUUACUAUGGUGAUGUUCCAAGUUCUGUACCUUUCAUUUGGGAAUCUCAACCUGGCACUCCUAAACAUACACUUUCUCAAACUUCUUAUAAUUUGCCUCCUUUAACUCCUCCUCCUUCUUACUAUUCCAAUAACAAUACAAACAAAAAACCAACUAGAAAAAAUUCAAGAUCCAAGCUUUUUCAUGCAUUAAUCAAGAAACUAAUCAAUCCAAAGAAAUCCCAUUUUCCUUCAUCACCUUCUUCUUCUUCGUUGUCAUCGUCGACGUCAUCAUCUUGGUCGUUUUCUUCACAUUCUUCAUAUUCUGCUCCUACAACGCCUUCUAAUAACUUAUAUCGACGGCCGAGGUUUUGUAGUAGAGGUUCAUCUUUUGAUGAAGAAGUUUCCGUCAAGUUAUCGAUGGCUCAGCAGAAGAAAACCCUGUUCUCCAUCCUCUCCAAAAGCUUCGCAAUUGGAUUAUCAGUAAUUAGGUCUUCUAUGGAUGACCAAAAACUCAAGUCUCUCGUUGAAGAAUCUAUUCAGGCAGCAUCGAAUUCGUUCGCUAAGGACAUUGCUAAUAUACGUUCGAUGUUGAUGGAGGUUAUGGGGAGAACGGCUACGCCCGCUGUUAUAAACCCAGACCUAACUAUGGAGGUCACUCCGGCGACGAUUCACCGCCACAGGCCGGAGAUUGGUCGGUUUUGCGAAUCGGAGCAGCUAACCAUCGUAUCCUUUUACCUCGAUGGAGAGGCGCUGGAAUGGUACCGGUGGCUCUUUCGAAAUAAACAAUUGGUGGACUGGGACCACUUUGCAGCAAAGGUCAGAAUUCGUUUUCGACAAAAAGGAUUGGAAUCGGCAGAGGGACGGCUGGCGAAGCUCCAUCAAACCACCACCGUAUCGGAGUUCCAGAAGCGGCCCAAAACCUACGAAGAGACCCUUGAUUUGGCCCAUAUCCAUGAGCGUCGAAUCCAAGAUGAAAAGGGACCUGCCCGACCCGGCUUUGCUCGAACAACUUCCUUAUUACCAACCCCUAACUUGGUGCCCCUAAAUCAAAAUCCCUCCACCUCCCUCACCACUAAUGCUACUGCCUCUCAAACAUCAAAUCGUCCUCCUAUUAAGCGGAUAUCUCAUGCAGAGGUCCAAAGCCGUCGUGAGCGUGGGUUGUGUUUCUAUUAUGAGGAAAAAUUUGUACCAGGACAUAAGUGUAAGACUCCAUCCCAGCUUUUCUUGCUCACUAAUGAACCUGAUAUUGACCCUAAAUUGUCAGAACCUUUUGCCUCUGAUGAUUUUAUUGCGGAGGAGCUGCAAUGUUUGGAACUACAAGAACAUUCGUCAAUUUCUUAUCAUGCUUUAACUGGAGGUAUUUCGCCAUCGACUCUGAGAUUUACAGGCCAAGUCAAUGGUACGCCGGUUCAGGUCUUCGUGGAUGGAGGAAGCAUAAAUAACUUCAUCCAGCCUCGAGCCGCUAAGCACCUCCAGCUUCCUAUUGAGUCGGUUCCUAUUUUCUCGGUUAUGGUGGGUGGACAGCGCCUUCCAAGUAAUGCAGUGGCGAGGCAAACCAAUCUGGUAAUCCAAGGGCAUACACUAGUGGAAGAUUUAUAUAUCUUGCCAUUCCAUGGAUCCGACAUAGUGCUGGGAGUGGCAUGGUUGGCCACCUUGGGACCGGUAAUUACAAAUUAUGCAACUAGGGAAUUCGGGUUUACAUUGAAUGGGUCGCGAACAACUUGGCAGGGAGAUUGUCCGACGGAUACCCAAGUGAUUCAGUUGCAUAGCCUACGAAGAAUGCCCGCCAUUGAUGCCAUAUCUUCGUUCUUUAGGCUAGAGAUGGUUACAGAGGAGGUACCUGAUACAAGGGAAACAGCUGUGGAAUUGGUUGCUCUCUUGAGUAAGUUUGAAGAUGUAUUCCAGAGACCCACAGGCCUUCCUCCCUUGCGUGACCAGGACCAUCAAAUCCAUCUUGCGCCCGGGGCUCAACCUGUGAAUGUAAAGCCAUAUAGAUAUCCUCAUUUUCAAAAGCAGGUAAUGGAGCAGCUUGUUGCGGAUAUGCUCCGAGAGGGACUGAUACAACCUAGCACAAGCCCUUUCUCUUCUCCAGUACUGCUGGUACGAAAGAAGGAUGGGACAUGGAGGUUUUGUGUAGACUAUCGGGCCUUGAAUGCCAUUACAGUCCGUGAUCGCUUCCCAAUUCCAACCAUUGACGAAUUAUUUAACGAACUACAUGGCGCUCAUUAUUUCUCUAAGCUGGAUUUAUUAUCCGAAUACCAUCAAAUAAGAGUCAGGCCCGAGGAUGUGGCUAAGACAGCUUUUCGGACCCAUGAUGGACAUUAUGAAUUUUUGGUAAUGCCGCUUGGGCUAACUAAUGCUCCCUCAACGUUCCAAGCCACUAUGAAUGAGGUAUUUAGACCCCACUUGCAUCGUUUUGUGCUGGUAUUCUUUGACGACAUCCUAGUUUAUAGUCCUUCCUGGGUUGCUCACUUGGAACACCUAGCUGUAGUAUUAAAUUUAUUGCGCCAGCACCAUCUAGUGGCCAAGCGCUCUAAGUGCUUGUUUGGGCAAACUUCUGUUGAUUAUUUGGGGCACAUUAUCUCAGCCCAAGGAUUGUCUGUUGAUCCCGCCAAGAUUCAUGCUAUUCAACAAUGGCCUCCACCCUAUUCAAUCAAGAAAAUUCGUAGCUUUUUGGGGCUAGCGGGCUACUACAGACGUUUCAUUCAUCAUUAUGCUGCAUUAGCUCGACCCUUAUCAGAUUUGUUGCGCAAGGAUUCCUUCCGAUGUGGAGAGAAGGAACAACAAGCCUUUGAUACUCUUAAGGAUAAGUUGGGAUCUACACCUGUUCUAACUUUACCAGAUUUUAGCCAAGAGUUCCAAGUCGAAACUGAUGCAUCGGGGCAAGGAAUUGGUGCUAUUCUUUCCCAACAGGGUCAUCCCAUUGCAUACUUCAGUCAAAAAUUAUGCCCCCGAAUGUAG